AAAAAGCUCAACAGUUCGGUCGCAAGGUAAAAUCGCUGCGCCUUUUUAUGAAAAUUGGUUUGUGCGCGCGCGCAAAUAAAUCGCAAAAAUUGAAAUUGAUUUCCAAUGAAUUUCUAUUAAAUUGUACUGGAAAAAAUCGCUCGGGUGUCAAAAACCAAUUGAUUUGAGUGUGAGUGUGUGAAAGUGAGCUUAUGCGUGAAAAAAUGCAAUAAUCCAUAAGGAAAACAAGAGAAGGAAAACAAACAACAAUGCCAAUUUAAAACAGACCGAAAAGGAAAACAAGAAGAAAUAGGUACCACGCAUAUAACAUACAUAAGUAUAAAUAAAAAAUUCCUAUUUGGGCAAUAGAUAUGCAAAAAACAACAGCAAAUAUGCAGCAGGCAACGGAUCUUGACUUUGAUUUCCAGAUGCCGUGUCGCUAUUUCAAAAGUUCUUUUGCGCGUUCGCUUUCGCUGAAUAACAACAACAAUGGGAACGGUAGCAACAACAAUUCCUUGACAUUGCCCAAGAAGCCGCCGACAAACGAGGCCAAGCAACAACAGCAACAACAACAACUGGAGAAUCAGGAAUCGCUAGAAAGAGAAAGAGAACAGGAUUCACCGUGCGCCACCCCGCCCCCUGCUCUUCCAGCACGACGUCACACAGCCAAUAUGAAACUCUAUCACGCCGCUAAACAGCUGCUCUCCCCGCCGCCACCUAACCAUCCCCCGCCAUACCCCCCUCAACAUCCACAAUCCGCCAGGAAUCUCAAUCUCGUCUGGCCCUGGCCAAUGCAACCGACACACCAGCCAGCACACCAGCAGGAUGCCAACAUCUUGGCCGCACCCAGCCACCACAUCCAGAGCCACAUCGAUGACUUGCCACAGCAAUUGCAGCCACAUCAGCACCACCAGCAGCAACAACAGCAACAUCAGCACCACCAGCACCACCAGCAACAACAUCAACUAAAUGUCGAGGCUGUCAUAUUGCAGAAUCAGGUGGAUACAUUGCAUUGGCAAUUGAAACAGACCGAAACUAAUUGCGAGAUGUACCGAGCGGUGAUGGAGGAAGUGGCCCGCUUCUUUGAGCGCUACCAGCUUCAGCAACAACUGCAGCAAACCCAUCGCAAUGGGGAGCAGAUCGCCCGCUCCAAAAGCUUGCAUCAUGUCCACGGAGUGGGUAACACUUCGUUGCAGAGUGACUCCCGGGAUGAUGACGACUCGAGUGCCGGAUCCGCUUCAUAUCUGCGCGCCCGGAGCAGUACCAAUUUGAUAUUGAAUAAGUCAAUGCAUGCCAUGAAUGAGGAGCAUAAUUACGAGACGAUUGCACCAGCUGGAAGCUAUAAUGCCUUUAAGGAUUUUACAUGGCGCCGCUCACCAAAGAAAUCCGGAGGCGGUGGAGGCUGCAAGGCGCGUUUAUCUUCAGCGGAGGCUUCCGAAGAGAAACUCAACCAAGAGGCUUUCCGUUUGGCCAGGACCAUCAGAAAUUUGCUGCACACCUCGGAACAACAACCGGAUCUCACGCAGCCGCGUCACUCGCUGGCCUCCAUUUCAUCGCUGCCUUCGGGAAAUCAUCGUUUGUGCAAGGGAAAAACCAGUUCGGUGAUGACGCUGCUGACGCCGCCAUUGCACAAUUCCACCAGCAUCAUGGAUGCCACACUGGCGGCACCAUCGCCGGCUGCCAAAUCCAAUGCGGAACUGAUCUUUCUGCGGGCCAACAACAUGAGGGACUCGAGGCUCUCGCUGCGCAGCUCCACCGACAGUUCCGUGCAUUCCACCAUCUCCUCGACGGCCUCCUCUUCCUCGAAAGUGGAAACGGAUGAGGAGAGCCAGAGCAACAAUAACCACAACAAUACGACAACCACCGCCAGCAAUGCAGCCAUCAGCAAUAGUAAUAUAAAACCCACCAGCAGCAACAAGCAGAGCGGUUCCAGCACCGAAGAUGAGAGUGGCUUCAGUUCGAUUAGCUCCUUUCACGACGUGGGCUUGCCAUUGAGCUCCACCCUGAUGAAUGGCAACCAGAGACGCCCUUCCAUGUCCUCGGACAGCAGAAACUCCACACUGAAAUCGGGCUUGAAUAUGGUGGGAUUGCCAAUGCAAACCCAGACUCAAGUUCAAGUCCAGGUUCAAGCUCAGAUUUCCACCAGUCAAUCGCCAUCGAAAACAUUUCGUAAUGCGAAUCGCUAUCAGCGCUUCUCCACUCUAUCAAACGAAGAUGCAGCUGCUGUUUUGUGGGUCUAGACACGUGGAUAUCUUAAGGUUCAAAGCCACACUGAAAAGAUAUUAUUAAUCUGCUGCUAGACUCUUAAAGAAGCCCCUCGAAAAUGGAUUUGAAAAGAGGUCGAAGCCUUUAUUUAAUUUUGUAUACCCCCGUAGUUUCUCAGUUUUGUUUUUCUCUAGUGCCUCCGCUCAGUUUUAAGUUGAUCACUUUUAAAAGAGUAUAUAAUGUUUAAUCUAUAUGUUAUCAUUUUAUUUUUUUAAGGACCAAGCGCGCAUUUCUAUGUUAACAACAUGUAAAUUUCAUUUAUCCUAAGUUUUGCAGUAUUUAUAAAUAAAUAAAAGUAAUUUA
Molecule: messenger RNA, 2547 nt
Organism: Drosophila elegans
Lineage: Eukaryota; Metazoa; Arthropoda; Insecta; Diptera; Drosophilidae
Product: transcription factor mef2A
Exons: 4
Coding region: 351-2219 (622 amino acids)
Source: RefSeq, a predicted model, not a curated record